AUGGAGGUUGCGUCCUCGUCUCUCAAGUCCUUCAUAGAGCCGCUCAUAGACCUCAUCCAUGGCGACUUGGUGCUGGAGGAUAUCUGCUGCCGACGCGUCGCAGGUGCGUUCGUUGAGCAUCAUGAGGCGGCGCUGCGCCGCGUAGUUGCCGACCGCACGCUCCCUAGCGGGCUUGAGAAGGCGAUAGAGUCGUACUGUGUGCGCAGCUACCUACUCAACGCACCCGAGCUCCUCACAGAGUCGCACGAGGUGGCGCAGAUGCUGCAACGGCUCGCCAACACUCUCAUUGAAGCCGCCAGAGCCCCGAAGGGGGAGCAACAGAGUGGGAGGCACGACACAGACAAGGUGCGCAUCGAGGAUGAAGGUGCGCGGCUGGCGUUGGCAGGGGUCGCCGAUGUCAACGCCGGCUCCGCUGCCUAUCUGCUUGCUACGUCGGCAGAAAUGAUCAAGGAGGAUGUUGCAGCCGUGCAGGCGGGGCAGGAAACCCACCGCUGCGCACGCCUUAUCAACUCCCUCGGAGAGGUCGUCCUGGGGUACAUCACGUAUGCCGCCCAGCAGUGUGCACAGCAAGCACAGGAGUACCUUGACGGCGCAUCCUGGGACUCCACCUGGGUGGCACACGCCUCCUACCACGCAGCACUGCACCAAUUCGUGAAGUCCGCCGUCGAGCACCGCGAAGCGCGCAAGCGGGAGCGGGACGCGGUGCAGGAGGCGGAGGUGCAAGCCCUUCUGUUCGGCACCGACCACGCCAUCGUGGAGCCAGCGGCACGCAACGAAGGCAGAUACGAGGUGGUGGAGGAUGACCUCGUCGCAGUCCGGGAGCCAGCCCACCAUGAUGCUCCCCCAGCCCCACCUGAGUCAGCUGACACUGACUUUGCAACACAAGUGCAAGCCGCCAUGGAGAGCAUGCCCUCCUCUCCACAGCCACCGUCACAGCCCCUGCCGAAACCCCCUAUCCCGCAGACCACGAGCACUAGCACGGGGCGUGUGCUGCACUCCGUGAACGACUCCGUCGCAGAGCAGUGUGAAGCGUUGGUGCACAUGACGCCGCCUGGGGCUCUGCAAGGACAACAGCCGCAGCAGCAGUCAACACCGGUGCAGUCCUCUGCUCCGCACUCAAGUCCAAUCGCGGUGGCGGAAGGGCGGACAAGUGCGCCGAUCGAGCCCGCCCUGAGUCCAGAGAUUGUUGUCGACCCCUUCGCGCUCGCGGCGGCCUCGAGCUCCUCUGACAGAGACGCGCCGCAGGAAAACGACGACGCAACUCGGCCGCCUCACCGGAAGUUGCGCAAGGCGGACACCGUUUUCAUUGGCGCCUCGGAGACGAGUGUCCUGCGCAUGAUGGAGCACACAAACGACGACGGCAGUGAGAGCUGCCGUCUGUUGUCGGCACCGACGUCCGCCUCCGCCUCCAUGCCGUCCUCCACCCUUCCGAUCGGCGCGCCGCGACCGCACGACAGCGGUGGCACGACGGGCGGCACCGCCUCCUCCGCCACCUCGACAACUGCAGCCGCUGUCGACGUUGUAGAUGCCUGGGAAGCGGUGCAGCGAUGCCUGCAGAGGCAAGAUGCUGAGUCCCGCUCCUACUUCCUGUGCAGUGCGACACAUCGCUUUGAGCCGUGUGUAGCGAGAGGCUUCUUUUGA
This is a messenger RNA of Leishmania mexicana MHOM/GT/2001/U1103, 1641 nucleotides long. RefSeq lists its product as hypothetical. The coding region runs from base 1 to 1641 and encodes 546 amino acids. The transcript has a single exon. Lineage: Eukaryota; Euglenozoa; Kinetoplastea; Trypanosomatida; Trypanosomatidae. The record is from RefSeq and is a predicted model, not a curated record.